AUGUUAAAACUAAAACUCUCGAAAGAGCAAUGCAAUGAAAGUUGCUCUUCCGGUAUGUCUCCUUUUAACCUUUUUUCUUCCCAAAGAGAUCCUAUCUCGUCGUUUUCGGCAGGCCCUGUAGGGGACGAUCUAUACCACUGGCAGGCGUCCAUCAUGGGCCCACCAGACUCCCCAUACGCAGGCGGUGUGUUCUUUCUAUCCAUCCACUUCCCAACCGACUACCCAUUCAAACCUCCUAAGAUCUCAUUCACCACAAAGAUAUAUCACCCAAAUAUCAACGCCAACGGUAACAUCUGUCUAGAUAUCUUGAAGGAUCAGUGGUCUCCAGCGUUGACUCUCUCGAAGGUCCUGUUGUCCAUCUGCUCUCUACUGACGGACGCUAACCCUGACGAUCCUUUGGUCCCAGAAAUUGCACACAUUUACAAAACGGACAGAUCCAAGUACGAAGCUACAGCGAGAGAAUGGACAAAGAAAUUCGCUGUUUAA
Molecule: messenger RNA, 486 nt
Organism: Huiozyma naganishii CBS 8797
Lineage: Eukaryota; Fungi; Ascomycota; Saccharomycetes; Saccharomycetales; Saccharomycetaceae
Gene: UBC4
Product: E2 ubiquitin-conjugating protein UBC4
Exons: 1
Coding region: 1-486 (161 amino acids)
Biological process (GO): protein polyubiquitination; ubiquitin-dependent protein catabolic process
Cellular component (GO): nucleus
Molecular function (GO): ubiquitin conjugating enzyme activity
Source: RefSeq, a predicted model, not a curated record